AUGCACUACGACGAAAAUGGGACCCCCGUGGGAACAGCUGAUGUGCACUUCAAGGCAAGACCAUCGUUUGCGGCAAAGUUGGUGAAAGAUUGCAAUGGAAUGAGGAUUGACGGACGCCCGAUCAAGUUUUAUUUGCUUGGACCACGACCCAAUCCGAUGUACUUGAGGCCGAGCUUCCGCCCGCCAUUUAACCGGCGAAAUACGUACACCCACAAUAGUGGUCGAAUCUUCAAGACUGCAAGACGUGGCGCUGGAACUUUCGGUGGCCCAAAGCCCAAACUAAGCGAGGCUGAGCUGAAUGCCCAACUUGAUGCUUACAUGGCCAAA
Molecule: messenger RNA, 327 nt
Organism: Mesorhabditis belari
Lineage: Eukaryota; Metazoa; Nematoda; Chromadorea; Rhabditida; Rhabditidae
Source: the annotation of a GenBank genome assembly